Messenger RNA from Coccinella septempunctata (seven-spotted ladybird), 1595 nucleotides. RefSeq names its product coiled-coil domain-containing protein 113-like. Gene Ontology annotation, cellular component: ciliary basal body; axoneme. Bases 46 to 1542 code for a protein of 498 amino acids. The record is from RefSeq and is a predicted model, not a curated record. The transcript is spliced from 9 exons. NCBI's taxonomy places the organism in Eukaryota, Metazoa, Arthropoda, Insecta, Coleoptera, Coccinellidae. Gene Ontology annotation, biological process: cilium assembly.
ACUCAUUCACAGUGACAUUUCCUCAUUUUUCCCCAAAAAAUAAAUAUGACUGAAUCUAAGCCUGAAGAAUCACUAUUAGCCGAAUCCUCGGAAGAUGCCGAAGAUACAAAAAAAGAGCAAUUACCGCCAGAUACUGCGAGAUUGAGCGCUGUUACCGAAACCAUGGAAAAAAAAGAAUCUACCCUGCUUGGGAAUCAGCCUUCAAUUGCAUCAGCCUCUAGCACAUCAAGUAGCAGUACCGAAUCAGCAGAAGAGGAUCAAGACUCUCAGAAAGUGGAAGAAACAACUGUAAAGAAAAAUCCGCUAGAUGAUUUAACAUACGACGAACUAUCCAAAACGGUUUACGAGUUACAAACAGAAUAUAGGCACCUAACUACAGAAAAUGAUAUGCUCGAGAGAUAUUUAAAUUUUAAUGAUCCCCAAUUGCUGGAAGGAAUGGCUCAGAUGAUAGAAAAUGCAAUUAAAAUGCAAGGAACAGAAUCUGUGAGAAGAGCCACUUUAGCAGAUACCUACUCAGUUAAAUCCUAUACAUCAGCUACGAAAAUUGAGAGUUCGAUUGUUGGAACAAGUUCCAUUAUCGACAGGGGACCUAGAAUCAAUCUGACCCAGAAGAGUGACAUGAUAAUGAAAGAAAUGGAAGAGGUACAGAAAAAUCUGAACAAGUUCUAUAAGGAUUCCCACAGACGAAAAUGCGCCUUGAAAGCAGAAUUGGAAGAAGUCGGAAUAGAGAUAGCAGAAACACUGGAAGCUCUGAACCAAUUCGAGCAGACUGUUGUUAUCGAAGGAGUUGAUCCUUUGACGCAGAGAAUACCGGCGGAGAAGUUCGUGAGGUACGUUCAAGAAUGGCUCAAAACAUCUUUGGCAGUCAUUCAGAAAUAUAGAUUGAGACAAAGUACCCUGACAUCCCAUCUGAGAAAACUGAAAGAAGUCCUCAAACAGAAAAAGGAAUUGGGGGAGAGUUUGCAUGCUGUCGAUUUUGAAAAACUACAAAUAGAAAAUAACCAUUUUUUGAAGGAAAUCGAUUUGAGGACCCUCCAACUGAUUGAUUUGAAACGGAUGAACGGUGGAGCAAAUUUGAUUCUCACCAAUCAGAAAAAAUUUCUUAUGAAACAAAUAAGUGAAAUGCAAAAAAUUCAAAGGGAUAUCGAUGAAACAAGGAAUAAGAUCGACGAUUUAGAAAGGGAGACGGAGAAGGCUGAAGAACAACUUGACAGGGUGAAGGCUCAUUACGAAAGCAUAAGACAGAUGAUAGAGGAAUACAAAGUUCCUGAUGUAAUGGAGUAUGUGAGAAUCAAAGGAAAGGUAUAUGAACUGCAGAAGAAUAUCAAGAUAUGGUCAAGAAGGAGUCAUUUGCAAGAUGUUGCUCUCAAUUCUUCCAUUCGAGAAAUGAAAAACAUUACGGGGAGCAAAAAAGUGCUAGACCACUGGUUUGAAAUUUCUCAUCCUCAGACGACGACUUCAGACCUCGAAUUGAAAAUAAGACAGAAAAAUUCGGAUGAGGAGGAUUCCAUGAGUAUUGAUUUACCAAUAGAUCUCGACUGAAAAAUAAAAAUAUAAUAUAAUAUUACAAUUCAUAAAAAAUACAAUCAAUUUUA